AUGUCUUCGCGAAAGCAGACACCUCCUAGUUUUCCAUGGACGGAGGGAGAGAAAUACAGCAGCAGCAACAACUUCAAAUUCAAAGAAAUAUUCUACUUCUUCUUCACCCUAAACACUAUUCCCUACGUCCUCGUCAGAUGCUGUGCUCUCCUUUUCCUCUUUCUAUCCGCUUCUUGGCUUCUCCUUCUCCUCUUUUGCUUCCCGCCCACAACAACCACCACUUCUUCAAACGACGUCGUCAGAGAACAAGCUCAAGUUGCUGAACCACAAUCGCCAUUCAAAAUCCCCACGUGCCACAAAAACAUGUCAGUCUAUGUAUACACUUUGCCGCCCCAGUUCAACCUCGGACUCCUUAGCCAAUGCAACAACCUAAGCAUAAAGGCCAACAUGUGUCCCGCCGUUGCCAAUUCCGGCCUCGGCCAGCCACUUAAUUUUUCCCGCAAAGGGCACUCCGCUGUCACUAGUAGCUGGUACACCACCCACCAGUACACGGCGGAGAUCAUAUUCCACGCGCGACUACAGAACCACCCGUGUCGCGUGCAGGAUCCCACACGCGCCUCCCUCUUCUACGUCCCCUUCUACGGCGGCUUCGACGCUCUAAGCAAGUACCGUGAAGCCAAUCUCACGGCCCGUGACGAGCUGACGUUUAGCUUGGUUGACUACAUACAGGCUCAGCCUUGGUGGCAGAGGAACCAUGGUAAGGACCACUUUAUGGCCCUGGGGACGGUCGUAUGGGAUUUCAUGCGAACCAUGAGCAACGCCAGUGCCUCCUGCUCCUCCUCCUCCAAAGUUCGUACGCCCGGUACCCUCCUAAAGCUACCCGCCGCAGAAAACAUGUCGGUGCUCAUCAUAGAGAGACAUCCUUGGCAACCAAACCAACACGGCAUCCCCUACCCUUCCUAUUUCCAUCCGUCCACGUGGCGGGAGAUGGCGGCGUGGCAGAGGAAGAUGAGGCUGAUGGAGAGGCCCCAUCUGUUCUCUUUCGUCGGUGCACGCAGAAAGAACAAGGCGGCCAUCAGGAACGAGUUCAUAAGGCAAUGCGGUGAGUCAAUUCGGUGCAAGCUCUUGAACUGCGAGGGGCCCGACGGGACAAGAAGGUGUUUGCAGCCGAGGGAGAUCAUGAGGGUGAUGACGCGUUCUCAGUUCUGCUUGCAAGCGCCCGGCGACACACCGACCAGGCGGUCAACGUUUGACUCGGUGCUUGCUGGUUGCGUUCCUGUUUUCUUCUCACGUCACACGGCUUACAGUCAGUAUGCAUGGUAUUUGCCUGGAGACGCAAGCAGGUACUCGGUUUACAUAGACGAUAAGAGCAAUGCGAGUAGAAGAAUAGAAGAGGAGUUGUUGAAGAUUUCGAGCGAGAAGGUGAAGAUGAUGCGUGAAGAAAUUAUAGAUUUGAUGCCAAGUCUCACUUAUGCGCAUCCUAAUGCCACUGAUUUUGGGUUUGGGGAUGCUGUGGAUGUUGCACUUGCAUCAUUGGCCAAGCACAUUGGUGAAUUAAUUAUUUAA
This is a messenger RNA of Prunus armeniaca (apricot), 1506 nucleotides long. Lineage: Eukaryota; Viridiplantae; Streptophyta; Magnoliopsida; Rosales; Rosaceae. The record is from the annotation of a GenBank genome assembly.